UUGAACUGCCAAAAAGGUUUGUUUGGAUUUGGAAAAAACACGCGGUGUUUAUUCUCUGUAAAUAGAAGUGAAAAUCGAACAAUUGUGAACGCAACGAGCAGUAUAGUUUUGUAACAGAUUUCUCCCACAACGCUUUGGGAGUUGUUUGGGAAGCUAGGUGGAUAUACGGCAUUGAGACGGGUACAACCGAAGCGAACGCAUCAGAAUGAUGCACUACAAAAAGGGAAAGAACGUCGAGGAGGACCUCUCCAAGGAGCUCAUCCCGAUCGAGGUGCUGCCGGAAAAGUUCCUCUGGAUGCAGGUGAAAGGAAGCACGGCCGUACCGAAUGUGGUCGAGUACGCCAAGAAAGCGCUCGAGGAUGGUUCGUACCGGUCGGUGGUGUGGUCCGGAUCGGACGGUGGCGUCGGCAAGACGGUUAGUUGUGCGGAAAUCCUAAAGCGACACUUCGAACUGCAUCAGGUGACACGCAUUUGCUACAGACAAGUCGAAGAGUUCUGGGACCCACAGCAGGACGGUUUGGAGCGGAUUGUAGCAAAACGGAACAUUCCCUGCGUACACAUACUGCUAUCGAUGGAUGAAAUCGACACCAAAGUGGCCGGCUAUCAGCACUCGAAGGUGCAAGCUGGCUUCUGGUUGGGUGCCGGCAUACCCACAACUCCCGAAGGGGCACGAAAACGAAACUACUUCAGCGGACCACAGUUGAAGAAACGACCCAACCGGAACUUUGGCAAUGGUACCGCAGACGGUGCGGGAAACAAUAGCAAAGGUGGUGGAAAACCACGGAGUGGUGGUGGUGGAAAACCACGGAGUAGCAGUGGUGGAGGUGGCGGUACGGCUGGUGGUUCGCAGGGAAAAGGUAAGCAGCAGCAGGGUUCGAAAUCGAAGACACUUAAAAAGGGAUUUUGCUAACGGUAAACGGGGUAAGCAGGGUAAACAGACGAAGGGAAAAUAACCAAAGUACGAACGACUCCACAACGGCAAAGGACAGCAGUAUGCCGUUGGAAACCAGCGAUGGAGCAAGUGCUGAGCGACUUGCACGACUGUGUGCAAAUCUUUUCCUAUGAACACGUGACUUGUACAAACCUCAUA
Molecule: messenger RNA, 1090 nt
Organism: Anopheles coustani
Lineage: Eukaryota; Metazoa; Arthropoda; Insecta; Diptera; Culicidae
Gene: Rpp25
Product: ribonuclease P protein subunit p25-like protein
Exons: 3
Coding region: 206-910 (234 amino acids)
Biological process (GO): tRNA 5'-leader removal
Cellular component (GO): ribonuclease MRP complex
Molecular function (GO): RNA binding
Source: RefSeq, a predicted model, not a curated record